Molecule: messenger RNA, 1146 nt
Organism: Aphanomyces invadans
Lineage: Eukaryota; Oomycota; Saprolegniomycetes; Saprolegniales; Verrucalvaceae
Exons: 5
Coding region: 1-1146 (381 amino acids)
Biological process (GO): proteolysis
Molecular function (GO): dipeptidyl-peptidase activity; serine-type exopeptidase activity
Source: RefSeq, a predicted model, not a curated record
AUGGUCCGCGUCCUUGCCGCCCUGGCGUGUCCCGUGAUCGCUAACGCCGCCCCGGCCAUCCUGCAUUAUCGCUUCCGCAUCACGGACAAACUGCACGAGUUCGAAAUCGCGUCGAUGGAAGCGGCAAUGGCGGACCCUGUUGAGAACUGCGACCAAUUCUACGGCGGCGCGGGCUCCCCCGAUUUCUUGUACAUCGAAGGCGAGGCGUCGCCGCGAUCGGUGGCGUCGUCUGGGCUCUUCAUAAACGAGCUGGCCAAGAAGCACAAGGCGAUGGUCGUGUCGUUGGAGCAUCGACGGCAAAUCCCAACCGUUCCCGGACCUCAGCACGGCCGGCCUCCAGUACCUUGCGCAGACCAAGCGUUGGCCGACUUGGUGCGAUUCCAAGACUACUUCGCGGCCAAGCAAAACUUGACCAAGAGCAAGUGGGUCGCGUUUGGUGGGAGCUACCCCGGCAUGUUGGCAACCUGGCUCAAGCUCAAGUGCCUGUCGCGCGACAUUGUGAGCCAAGGGCUUCGGUACUGUGGCGGUGACAAGUUGGUGGCCAGCGACCAGGCCGAUGACGCCGCCACACUGAAGGCACUAUAUAACCCGUGCACUCCUUUCACGAACGACGACGACCGGAGUGUGUUUGAAACGCAAGUGUUUGGCGCGUUCCAAGGCGCGGCACAAUAUGCGGCGGACGGCACGACCGACUUGACGCGAAUCUGCAACAAAAUCGCGGCGUUUUCGGUCACCCCCGUCGAGACGCUGUCCCAGUUCGUGGGCACCACGGGCGGCGACACGUGCUCGUACAGUGACUUACCACGGCGCGUUUGCUCAUGUACGGCACCGUCCCAGUCGUCCAGCACAAACUGUGCGCGGCUGUGUUUAACAUCACCGACAACGAUGCCCGUGCUGCGGCAACUAAUAGACGUCCGGCGGAUGGAAAUCAACGUCGACAACGUCAUCUUCCCGACGGGGACGAUCGAUCCGUGGGACGGUUUGGCCUUGAACAACAAGACGGGCGUCGUCAACUCCAAGUCGGAGGUUGUCGACAUCCAAGGCACGUCGCAUUGCCGCGCCAUGUUUUCGCGCAGCGGCCACGUGGUGUGGGCCCAUGAGCGCAUUGAAAGCGCCAUCGAUGGAUUCCUGCGCAACCAGUGCUAA